Messenger RNA from Lottia gigantea (owl limpet), 372 nucleotides. RefSeq lists its product as hypothetical. The annotation marks the transcript as partial. The record is from RefSeq and is a predicted model, not a curated record. Lineage: Eukaryota; Metazoa; Mollusca; Gastropoda; Lottiidae. The transcript has a single exon.
GGAAGUGGAAUAGAAUCAGGGGAGCUUACUCAUACAAGAAGUGGAAUGGAAUCAGGGGAGCUUACUCAUUCAGGAAGUGGAAUAGAAUCAAGGGAACUUACUCAUACAAGAAGUGGAAUGGAAUCAGGGGAGCUUAAUCAUACAGGAAGUGGAAUAGAAUCAGGAGAGUUUACUCAUUCAGGAAGUGGAAUAGAAUCAAGGAAACUAACUCAUACAAGAAGUGGAAUGGAAUCAGGGGAGCUUACUCAUACAGGAAGUGGAAUGGAAUCGGGGGAGCUUACUAUUACAGGAAGUGGAAUAGAAUCUAGGAAACUAACUCAUAGGACUCACUCCACUAAAAUAUUUAAUGCAAAUGAUUGUAUAGGAAUGUAG